AUGUCGCCGGGCAGCAGAGGAGACGUGAUGGGUUUCUGUCGGAAACAGGUGAAGGCGGACUGUGAGGAGCUGCUGAGCCGCUUCCAGAAAACCGAGUCCGUCCGAUUCGAGAUUUUCUCCAAAAUUUGGAGGGAAAUGAAGUUUUCUGAGAUUUUUUACGGCACUGUGAAGCACGAGAAGCGAGCGUUCAGUCGCCUGAUUCUGGACGCCGCCUGCACCUUCUUCCUGCCUCCGUUCAGCUUCCAGAUCAGAGUGGGAGGACUUUACCUGCUGUACAGCCUGUAUCAGUGUCAGACCGCCUCGCCCUCAGAGCAGAUUCGGGUGGCGCUGAAGGACUGGGAGGACAUGAAGAAGUUUGAGAGGGACGCUGUGGACGCUCAGCACCUGGACGUCGUUUACAUCCUGCGACAGCUCAUGUUCCUCAAAGCUUUUAACUUCACCGCCAUGCCCACUCCGCUCGUCUUCAGGAAGAAAAGGAAGCUGGAGAAGUCGGCGCUGUGUGAGGAGUUUAUUGAGCGAGCGUGUCGUCCACAGGAGCUGAUCAACAUCGAGCUGCUGGAGGAAUUGUCCAACAUUCAUGAGCUCUACGGGAAGCUGAAGACGUCUGUCGGUGUGACGUCAGAGCAGACGGAUUCGUCCGUCAACCUGAUCCGUAAAGACCUCGUCCCGCAGCUGCGCAGCACUGUGGUGGACUUUUACAAGUGGCAGCAAAAGAGGGGCGGUCCAGGUGAGGAUGAAGACAGCGGUGAGGGAACGUCCUCUCAGCAGGAGUGCUCCAAACGAGCCGAGCUCCUCGCCUCCAUCAAGUCGAAGGCGUACGGAGAGGCAGCAGAGGUCUCCAAGUCACGGCGCCAUCGUCAGGUGGAGGUGGAUUUAACCAGUAACGAGGCUGGAUCCUCCAACUCGUCAGGCGCCAUCAGAACAAGUAAACCGUCGCUCAAAGCCAGAACCAACGAGAACGUACAAAUCUCAGGUGAGCUGCUGAAAGAAGCCACAACGACAACUCACAUCAACCGUCUCACCUCUGUGGACUUCGGUCCUGAAGAAAAACCAAAAAUAUACAAAAAAUUUAAGUGGUGAUGAAGAUUAAAGGUCAGCCUGCAUCCUGGCUGGAGCUGCUGUUCAGUACAUUUAAAGGAUUGUUUUAAUAUUAUUUUGUGUUUUGUAAUGAUGUUUUCUAUCAUAGUUCAUGGAUUGUUUUAGAGAAAAUAUGAAGGUUUUUUUGUUAUUUACAUUUUACAAUAUUUUAAAUUAUGUUUUAAUGAGUAGAGUCUCAUUAUGGCUGAAAUUGAAGUACGAACUUGUCUGUUAAAAGACAAAAUGUGUUCUUAAAUGUGAUUUAUAAAAUGUGCAUACGUUGACAAACUUAUCAAAGCUGAAGAAAUCUUCUUUUUGCAGUUUUACAACCUUCACUUGUUGGAAAUUGACCGAGUACCACCUGUUUGUCAUCUGAGAACUUUGACAGAAAAAGCAGCGUAAGUUGUGUGCAAAGUUGAGAUAAAUGACACUUUGGUCAUAAAGUUCGUCUCUGUGCAGCUUCUUCUGUGCAGAAGUUAAAACUGGAUUUCUGCUGCUUUUCUCUCUGGUGUGUGAAUGUUUUAUAAAAUCUAUUUUUAUAGAGA
Plectropomus leopardus (leopard coralgrouper) is the source of this 1622-nucleotide messenger RNA. RefSeq names its product small nuclear RNA activating complex, polypeptide 1b (gene snapc1b). Gene Ontology annotation, cellular component: snRNA-activating protein complex. Lineage: Eukaryota; Metazoa; Chordata; Actinopteri; Perciformes; Serranidae. The record is from RefSeq and is a predicted model, not a curated record. Gene Ontology annotation, biological process: snRNA transcription by RNA polymerase II; snRNA transcription by RNA polymerase III. Gene Ontology annotation, molecular function: sequence-specific DNA binding.